AUGUAUGACAUCGAUAUCUGUAGCACAGGGAUCAGUAAUGCCGUCCAUUCAGACGAUGCUUACAGUUAUAUAUUUAAAGGCAAAUAUUAUUGGAGAGUCGAGUCUUUGGACAAAAAUCGUGGGAUAUUUGGUUUCGCGGAAUUGAUAUCCAAUAAAUGGCCAGAAGUCAAGUCCGAUAUAAGUCUAGUGUUUGUUGUGCCUAAAGAGAGUGGCGACGGUUUUGUCACCAUGAAUGAGUGGAUCGCCUAUGAAAAUGGCAAAAAAUCCGUAAACGGAUUGACCGCCGGUUGGCCACAGUUUGCCGACAGUAAAGUGACGGUCGCUUUCAUCUAUGAUUUCAAAUCGCUGUCGCGGCCAACACUGGUCGCCUCCGGUGCCACAAACGUACGCGACUUUAGCAUCAUUUUUAUGGACUUAUUGCAGAGUCGUGUCAAAAAUAUGGCCCACUUUCGCGGCUUUACUACUCUCGGCGCUCUCAUUGACGUGAAGGGAGUACUCACUUAUAAUAAGUCACUUGUCUUUAUCGCCACCGAUAAGUACUGUAUCAUUGAUAUGAACGACAACGAAGACGAUGCCUACGAGUGUAAACCCGAGUCGCCGGCGUCCAAACUAUUCCAUUGUCCACUUAAUAUAUCCGAUAGACCGACCACUACUACCUAUAGGCCGCCGACCCAUCCAUUGCCGACCAUUAAAUUGGACACAAAUCCCAAUAAAGUCACUCAAACGAGUGGUUCGGGUAAUGAAGAGCCGGGAAAUGAGCCCAAGAAAACGUUAUCAUCGGAUGAGAAGCGCACGGCUUCUAUCGUUGCCAUUAUUGUCAUUAUAAUUAUGGUUAUCGUAUCGGUUGUGGUUUUGGUGGCGGCCGUCACCGUCGCCACAGUGACCAAAAGACCAUCAGGGACACAAUACUAUGAGCAACCAAUCGUCACUAUUUGUAUAAACAUUGAGCUCAACAUCAGUGAUAGCCUAAUCCCGACACCAACUGAUCCCGACCUCACACUAUGCAAAGACAUGCAAAUCGAUGGCGCCUUCUCUGCAGAUGACGGCAAUGACUAUGUCUUUAAAGGCGAAUAUUACUGGAAAUUUGAUUCUAAUAUACCGGCCGUUGUCGACGAGUUUGGACAGUAUUUUUUGGACCGAUGGCCACAAUUGCCGACUCCUAUCACCACAGGCUUUGUUGUUGAGGAUAGCACUCACGGAAAGUCUACUGUUUUCGUAAAGGGAAACGAAUGGUUUCUAUACAGUAAUAACAAACGUAAGACCAGUGGUCAGACCGAUAAGUGGCCAGAAAUGACACCCGAGACCAGAAUUCAUACGGCAUUUACUUACGUGAAUACAUCGCUUGAAUUGAAAGACACGAGUGUUUAUCUGUUUUACGGCGAAAACGAUUUCAUUAAAUAUGUUAUACAAGACAUUGAAAAGCCGGUGUUGAAGGAGAAGGGAAAGGCAAUGAAUGCCGCGCGUAUUCUCCUGUUUUUAUUGGAUAGUUCUGAUCCGAUGAGAGCUCAGGCGACCCGAGGUAUGCCAUUGUUGUGGGACAGACAGAAUCGUGUGUUGAAGGGCGCCAUUGCCAACAAAAACCAUCUCAUGCUGUUUGAUGGGUCCAAGUAUUGCAGGGCUAACAUUACCGAAGUGGGACCACAAUGUUCGCCCGCAAAUACAACAACCAUUUUGAAAUGUCCCCGAAUUGCGAGACCGACCACAACCGUCGCUACAACUAUACCGACAACACAUCAAACAAAUGCCAAUAAACAUACAAAUGAAAUGAUUGUGUUGUUUGACGAGAAGUUUGACGAGAAGUCAACAAAUGUUACCCAAAAACCGAAAAAGUCUGGUAAAAGUCAGGGAAUUGUCUUAUUGUAA
Messenger RNA from Medioppia subpectinata, 1863 nucleotides. Lineage: Eukaryota; Metazoa; Arthropoda; Arachnida; Sarcoptiformes; Oppiidae. The record is from the annotation of a GenBank genome assembly.